AUGAGCGUUGAGUUUAAUAACCAUAGUAAAGUGAUACGCAUUUUGGUUCUGCUUUGCUAUAGUCCCCAGGUUACAAUAGCUACAGCGAUAAUCUUCUGUCAUCGAUUCUUCUUUCGCCAAUCACAUGCAAAGAAUGACAGAAGGACAAUUGCUACCGUAUGUAUGUUCCUUGCUGGGAAGGUUGAGGAAACCCCACGGCCUUUGAAAGACGUAAUUUUUGUCUCCUAUGAGAUCAUAAACAAGAAGGAUCCUGGUGCUGCACAGAAAAUCAAGCAAAAGGAAGUAUAUGAGCUACAAAAAGAGCUUAUAUUGAACGGAGAAAAGAUAGUACUUUCUACAUUAGGCUUUGACCUCAAUGUUCACCAUCCUUAUAAACCCCUUGUAGAAGCAAUUAAGAAAUUCAAGGUUGCGCAGAAUGCUCUUGCCCAAGUUGCAUGGAAUUUUGUUAACGAUGGUCUGCGGACAUCACUCUGCCUGCAAUUUAAGCCUCAUCACAUUGCGGCUGGUGCAAUCUUUCUCGCGGCCAAGUUCCUUAAAGUGAAGUUGCCAUCAGAUGGAGAGAAGGUUUGGUGGCAAGAAUUUGAUGUCACACCCCGACAAUUGGAGGAUGUUAGCAACCAAAUGCUUGAGCUUUACGAGCAAAACCGCAUCCCUGUCUCUCAAGGAAGCGAAGUGGAAAGCAGUGUAGCUGGAGGGUCAGCUCAUCGGACAGGCUCCAGAAAUGCAACUUCAGCCGAUGAGCAUGUUGGUUCUCGGCAAACAUCAGUACGUCCAGCCCAUGAACAUUCAAAUUCUGAUAAUCAUGGAGGCUCAUCAAAAGGCAUUUUAAAUCAGAACAAUGAUAAUGGGGGUGGUGAGGCAGCUAAUGUCAGUGUCGAUCACAAAGAGGAGAUAAAGAGAGAAAUAAAAGAAAGCCCACAUCUUGAAAAUCAUCCAGCUCAUAAGGAUAAUGUGAGAGAAGUCCCCCAUAACUCUAGACCUUUAGUUGAUGGACCUGUGAAGGACAACUCGGAAAGAGAAGGCGGGGAGCCUCAAGAUAAUGGCGCUGUUCAUAAAUCUAGAAAUGCUGAUGUGAGUGAUGUCCCAAUCAGCCAAUCGCCAAAAGACUUGAAGUUUCUUCGAGAUAAGGUGAAGGCUCAACGAGAGAAAGCUAAGAAGUUGCUAGGUGAAAGGACGACGAAAAAGGAUUUGAUGGAUGAGGAUGAUUUGAUUGAAAGAGAAUUGGAAGAUGUGGAACUAGCUGUUGAUGAUGAUAAGGCGAAGCAGAGGAACGUGCAGAGCAGGCCAAAGGUCGAGAGCUCCGAUCACGUGGAUACAGAACAUGGUGACAUUUCAGAUGUUAAAGGAAGAGUAAAAAAUACAGAGGAAGGCGAAAUGGUAAACGAUGCGUCCCCGAUGAUGCACAGCAGGAAGAGAAAAAUGGGAAGCCCUCCUGAGAAGCAGUCAGAAGGAAAGAGACGCCACAGUAGUGAGAACGGUGAAGAAGGCCACAAGACGAGCAGAAGUAGUAGUAGUCAUGGUGAUAGAGACCACAGAAGACACUCACAAGAGAAUAACCAUUCAUGAGAGGUAAUGAUUAUUCAGACUGCUACUCUUGAAUUCAUCUUAAUGGUCUUUUUCAAAGACCUUUGGUGGCACUUUGAUGCCCAACCAUGCGAAUUUGACUUCUACAUGGGUCGGUUCAGUCGUUGGAACCAUGCUCAGUGUAUUUUAUAUGUUGAUUAUAUAUCCUAUUUGUGGCGUUUUGCACAAUCCAACGGCUUGAACGAGAACUCAUUAUCCUAAAUGGAUAUUGAGAAGCUAAUUAGGGAACUUAAAAUUUGCAUUAUGCCCUGCUUUUUUCCCCGUCUAAUCGUAAACUAGGCAGCGGAUUGAUUCCGCUAUGCAACUUCAUACUUACAUUUGCUUCCCUUUGCUUUAUAUAUAAGCUCAUUGGAGGAAAGUUUCCUCUGCUAUUGUAAGAUGAGAGUUUUGUCAUUGCUGAGAAACUGAUCAUAGGAAGUAUAGAUUUUGUGGUCAGAGUCCACAUUUACUUGAAAACGUUUUUGUAUUCUACAUUGUUCAACUGAGUUUACUUUCUAUGGCUUGGCUUCUUCUAAAUUUUGUUAUUACAGUAUUUUUCUGAGAUACAUUUUUGAUGUAAAAGAGAAACCUUUGUACGGUAUUGAAGUUAAUUAUGUACUUAAUCUGCC
Molecule: messenger RNA, 2192 nt
Organism: Thlaspi arvense
Lineage: Eukaryota; Viridiplantae; Streptophyta; Magnoliopsida; Brassicales; Brassicaceae
Source: the annotation of a GenBank genome assembly